GUCGCCGCCACCGUCACCGCCACUGCCCGGUCCAGGCCCAAGCCCAGGCCUACGCAGAGCGGAGCGGCGCGGCGUCCACCCGGGCCCAGCUAGCCGGCGCGGCGGGGGCGGGUCCAGGAUCUUCGGCUGAUCUUCAUUCUCAAGGCGGGAGCGGGAGUCCGGGCGCCCAGGAUCUGGCUGGGCCCGCGCCCAUGGCAAGCGCGGCCUGCCCGGGCCCCGGGGACCCUGCCAUGUGAGGCAGGCCCGGGCUGGGGGCCCGGCCAUGGCCGGGGAACGGCCCCCACUGCGGGGCCCUGGGCCCGGGCCUGGAGAGGUGCCGGGGGAGGGGCCCCCGGGGCCGGGGGGCGCGGGCGGAGGCCCGGGCCGCGGCCGCCCCUCCUCCUACCGGGCUCUCCGCAGCGCCGUGUCUAGCCUGGCCCGUGUGGACGAUUUUCACUGCGCGGAGAAGAUCGGGGCCGGCUUCUUCUCUGAGGUCUACAAGGUUCGGCACCGACAGUCAGGGCAAGUCAUGGUGCUGAAGAUGAACAAGCUCCCCAGUAACCGGGGCAACACACUACGAGAAGUGCAACUGAUGAACCGGCUCAGGCACCCCAACAUCCUAAGGUUCAUGGGGGUCUGUGUGCACCAGGGACAGCUGCACGCUCUUACAGAGUAUAUGAAUGGGGGGACCUUGGAACAGCUGCUCAGCUCCCCUGAACCCCUAUCCUGGCCUGUCAGGCUCCGCCUGGCCCUGGACAUUGCCCGAGGCCUGCGGUACCUGCACUCCAAAGGUGUAUUUCACCGGGACCUUACAUCCAAGAACUGUCUAGUCCGACGGGAAGAUCGAGGCUUCACCGCUGUCGUGGGUGACUUCGGGCUGGCUGAAAAGAUUCCUGUGUAUAGGGAGGGGGCAAGAAAGGAGCCAUUGGCUGUGGUGGGCUCCCCAUACUGGAUGGCUCCAGAGGUGUUACGGGGUGAGCUGUAUGAUGAGAAGGCUGAUGUCUUUGCCUUCGGAAUUGUCCUCUGUGAGCUCAUCGCCCGAGUACCUGCAGACCCUGACUACCUACCACGCACUGAGGACUUUGGCCUGGAUGUGCCUGCCUUCCGAACUCUAGUGGGGGAUGACUGUCCACUGCCUUUCCUGCUUCUGGCCAUCCACUGCUGCAGCCUGGAACCCAGCACCCGUGCCCCCUUCACCGAAAUCACCCAGCACCUGGAAUGGAUCCUGGAGCAGCUGCCUGAGCCAGCCCCACUCACCAGGACUCCCCUGACACACAAUCAGGGCUCUGUUCCAAGAGGGGGUCCCUCUGCCACGCUUCCUAGGCCAGACCCCCGGCUUUCCCGAAGCCGGUCAGACCUCUUCCUGCCCCCAUCACCAGAAUCACCCCCAAACUGGGGUGACAAUCUGACUCGAGUCAACCCCUUCUCACUACGGGAAGACCUCAGGGGUGGCAAGAUCAAGCUUUUGGACACACCCAGCAAGCCAGUCCUGCCUCUUGUGCCACCAUCGCCAUUCCCCUCCACUCAGCUGCCCUUGGUGACCACCCCGGAGACGCUGGUCCAGCCUGGAACACCUGCCCGCCGCUGCCGCUCACUACCUUCAUCCCCUGAGCUCCCCCGCCGUAUGGAGACAGCACUUCCAGGUCCUGGCCCUCCCCCCGUGGGCCCCUCGGCUGAAGAGAAGAUGGAGUGUGAGGGCAGCAGCCCUGAGCCGGAACCUCCAGGACCAGCGCCCCAGCUGCCUCUGGCUGUGGCCACAGACAACUUCAUCAGCACCUGUUCCUCGGCCACCCAACCCUGGUCCCCUAGAUCAGGACCUGUCCUCAAUAACAAUCCCCCAGCUGUGGUGGUGAACUCCCCACAAGGCUGGGCUGGGGAGCCCUGGAACCGGGCCCAGCAUAGCCUGCCCCGGGCGGCAGCCCUGGAGCGGACAGAACCCUCGCCACCCCCUUCAGCUCCCCGGGAGCCUGAUGAGGGGCUGCCCUGUCCUGGCUGCUGCCUCGGCCCCUUCAGCUUUGGCUUCCUGUCCAUGUGCCCCCGCCCCACACCAGCUGUUGCCCGCUACCGCAACCUGAACUGUGAGGCGGGCAGUCUCCUCUGCCACCGAGGGCACCAUGCCAAGCCACCCACACCCAGCCUGCAACUGCCCGGGGCACGCUCUUAGCAUUGGAGCCUGUGGUCUCAGUCCUCCAACUUUGGCCUUCAGGACACCCUGUAAGAACAGAGCACACUUGCUGGACAGUGCCAGUUCCAGAUGGGCUGACCGGCUCUUCUCCCUGUGUAGGGGAGCCCCAGCAUGGACUCGAGGGACAGAGCACUUCCAGUUCAAUCCCCGGCUCGUGUUCCCAUGGGGAUCACUGAACCAGACACAGCAUUGCUGACACAUGAGACUAACACGUGCAAUUAUUUAAAAAGAUUUCAAUAAAACUGCCUGGCUGGCUCCGGGCCGCCCCUAUCCACUCAACCCGUGCGCCCUCC
This is a messenger RNA of Macaca mulatta (Rhesus monkey), 2457 nucleotides long. It is a transcript of the gene TESK1, whose product is annotated as testis associated actin remodelling kinase 1. Gene Ontology annotation, biological process: actin cytoskeleton organization; protein phosphorylation; positive regulation of stress fiber assembly. Gene Ontology annotation, cellular component: cytoplasm; nucleus. Lineage: Eukaryota; Metazoa; Chordata; Mammalia; Primates; Cercopithecidae. Gene Ontology annotation, molecular function: ATP binding; protein serine/threonine kinase activity. The record is from RefSeq and is marked provisional.